Molecule: messenger RNA, 4214 nt
Organism: Oryzias melastigma (Indian medaka)
Lineage: Eukaryota; Metazoa; Chordata; Actinopteri; Beloniformes; Adrianichthyidae
Gene: slc7a11
Product: solute carrier family 7 member 11
Exons: 12
Coding region: 1675-3177 (500 amino acids)
Biological process (GO): amino acid transmembrane transport
Cellular component (GO): membrane
Molecular function (GO): L-amino acid transmembrane transporter activity
Source: RefSeq, a predicted model, not a curated record
AGAGGAAGUGACAGUUUGUCACAUCUGAUCAUCUCAAUGCAGGAAAAGUAUUAUUAGCAAGUGUAAUGUCAGCAGUGAAUAAAUAAAAAUAGUUCAUUUCACUGUUGUUGGUGCAUCUCUGCCAGAAAUGUAAAUCUAACAAACCAAAAUGAAAUCCCACCUAAUUAAGUGACCCCUGCUCUAUUUUUCAAACACACUUAAAAGUCCUUCGUUUUUUUCAAAAAUGAAAAAUUUUCUUAAUAAUCCGGUGCGCCUCAAUACUGCUUGUGCUCAUUGACGUCCAUUGAUUUUUUUAGUACAGGUCAGGACGCUCAAAAAUGUGUCAAAAUGUUCUCAUUCGACUUGUGAUACGCACUGACCUUCAACUGUUUGUAAAUGAGUUAAAGUUUGAGUUAGUUUACUUUUUCCCCUUUUCUCAAUCCCUCCUUUAUAAUUACUUUUUUAACAUCUUAAUUAACUUUAACCAAAGAGCCACAAUGGAGAGGUAAGAGAGCCACAUGUGACUCCGGAGCUGCAGCUUGCUGACCCCUGCUCUAUCUCUAUUAUGUUCUGGGUCACAUUGACCCAUUUUAAAAUGUAAAAAUCUACAAGAAAAAAAAAACAAAAACUUAAAAUUACUUUUUCACUUUGAAAUUUCUCCUGCUUCUCUUAUCAGCAUAUUAAAUAAAAAAACAAAAAACAAAAAAAGAAACAAACUGAUGCCGUUCAUCAGAAAUGAACAUAACAGGAGAUAAACUCUGAUUUAGAGGUUAAGAACAACUUUAAAUUUGUCAUUAAGUUUAAACUUUUAUCAGAUUAAGUUUAGUGUAAGCUUAAGUUUUUAUUAAAAAUCAGUUUUAAACUUCAGUUGCAGCUUGACUUUUAGUUCAGGUUUGAGCUUCAGUCUUAGCUAGAGUCAGUUUGUGCUUGAUUUGAAGUUUAAGAUUAAACUUUAGUUGGAGAUUUAUUUAAAGUUUCAACUUGAUUAAGGACCUUGUUAUUGUGUCUAAAUCCUGAGAUGUUCUGCUUAAAAAUACAAAGUGUGAACCAUCUUGAUGGUCAGAAAGGUCUAGAUAAUAAAGACAACACAAGCAUAAAGUUUGUGCAUGUGGUUGAUUCCAGCUCUGCGUGUGAAUCUAAUGGGAUGAGGAAUCAACAGAACCGAUAAUGCGGGUGUUUCAGCAUGUGUGCUUGUACGCUGAAGAUCACACCCUCAGGUGUUUGACUCACCCCCGCUCUGCUUUUGUGUAACACUGACACACUCCCCACAAAGUAUUCCCACGAAAAGUUACACAAACAGAGCAGAGCGACGCUUUAAAGAGGAGCCUGGGAGGAGUAGAGGGCAGGAAGUGAUGCUCGGGUGACACACGUGUGGUUACACCAAAGCCGGUUUGAGGGAAGAGGCAGGACACAAAGGCGGGCCGCGGGGAGGACACAAAUACAGGAGGAGAUUCCAGGCAGAGUAACAGCAGAGAGGAGGAACAACAGUUAAAGAAGGCACCCUGUGGCUCUGAGGUGACAGAUUUGUUGGGGAGGGAGAAUCAAUGACCACAAACAACAGAUGUGCUCAGGAGGUCUUCCCUUCCUGGACUUUAGUUUUUCUCUGAGUUUUAUAACUCUGCCUGCACUGUUACACAAGCUGAGGAGGUCUGAGGGGCUUUAGGAGGCUGAUCACGGGUCAAACCCUGCUUGAAGAUGAGCAGCAGGUCUGCAUCCACUCACCAGGACGGAAAAACAACCCAAAGUGAUCUCAAAGUUUCUCACCAGAGGACGGAUCCCAAUGGAAAACUACAGGAUCAGGAGAAGAAAGUGGAGCUGGGGAAGAAGGUGACGCUGCUCCGAGGAAUCUCCAUCAUCAUCGGAACCAUCAUCGGAGCCGGGAUCUUCAUCUCCCCCAAAGGGAUCCUGCGGCACACUAGAAGUGUGGGCAUGUCUCUGGUUGUGUGGAUCGCCUGCGGUGUGCUGUCCUUGUUUGGAGCUCUGUCCUACGCCGAGCUGGGGACGUGCAUCAGGAAGUCCGGGGGGCAUUACACCUACAUCCUGGAGGCGUUUGGACCACAGAUGGCCUUCAUCAGGCUCUGGGCCGAAUUAAUCGCAAUAAGGCCUGCAGCCAUGGCGGUCAUUUCUUUGGCUUUUGGGCAGUACAUCCUGGAGCCGCUCUUCAUGCCGUGUGGCAUCCCCCCGAUGGCCGUCAAACUGGCCACGACCAUUGGAAUCACCUCUGUCAUGUACCUGAACUGCAUGAGCGUCACCUGGAGCGCCAGGAUCCAGAUCCUGCUCACCCUCAGCAAGCUGCUGGCCAUCAUCGUCAUCAUCGUGCCGGGGGUGUACUUGCUCUUCAAAGGAGAAACCCAAAACUUUGAGGAUGCCUUUGACCUGACCCACAUCAACUUGUCUGGAAUGCCGCUGGCCUUCUACUCUGGGAUGUACGCGUAUGCAGGAUGGUUUUAUCUGAACUUUGUGACGGAGGAAGUGGAGAACCCAGAAAAGACUGUGCCAUUGGCCAUCUGCAUCUCCAUGGCGAUUGUGACCUCCUGCUAUGUGCUGACCAACAUAGCGUACUACACCGUGAUGUCAGCAGAGGAGCUCCUGGCCUCGGACGCCGUCGCUGUGACAUUUGCAGAGCGGCUGCUGGGGAACUUCUCCAUAGCUGUCCCUGUUUUCGUGGCCUUGUCCUGCUAUGGCUCCAUGAACGGCUGCCUCUUUGCUUUAUCCAGAAUGUUCUACGUUGCGUCUCGUGAGGGACAGCUGCCGGAGGUCCUGUCCAUGAUCCACGUGCGCAGACACACGCCGCUGGCUGCUGUUCUCAUACUGUAUCCCAUGACCGUGAUCCAGCUGUUUGUGGGGGACAUCUACAGCCUGCUGAACUUCAUGAGCUUCCUGCGCUGGUUCUUCAUCGGUGUGGUGGUCUUGGGUUUGAUCUACCUCCGUUACACCAAACCUGAUCUGCCCCGCCCCUUUAAGGUCCCGCUCUUCAUCCCAGUGGUGUUCUGCCUCACCUGCUUCUUCAUGGUCUUCCUCUCUCUGUACUCGGACCCAGUCAACACGGGGAUUGGGUUUGCCAUCUCUCUCACCGGCAUCCCUGCAUAUUAUGUCUUCAUUCACUUCAACAACAGACCCAAGUGGCUUCAGAGGGCCAUAGACUCCAUCAACAGAACCCUGCAGAUCAUCCUGGAGGUGGUUCCUGCUGACCAAUGAUGGAGGACAUCAUCUCUUCAACCACUUUUUAACCUCAGAAAAAAAGUCUCAAUUCAUUUGGGUUCAGGCAACCUGAAUGCGUCCAGAAUACGUUUUUAUAUAAACUUAUCAGGCGGAGUCAGCAGCUGUAAGACUAUGAACUAGUAUGUAACUACAAAACAGUUUUUUGUACCAUAAAAGAGAAUCAUAUGCCUUUUACCCCUAAAUGUAUUCAUCUAAUUUUUCAAGAUCUGUCUUCUCCGGAUAUCUGAACCAAACUCUAAGGUCAGCACGUCUGUAGGGUCAUUAUUACCACCAGAGGAAGAGAGCUAAGCUCUCAACAGACCAUCCUGCUCACACUCUGACUGCAAAGAAAAUAACAUUGUACCACCAUCACAAACAGCAGUCAUCUUGCUAUCAGAUGAACGGCACAAAGUGAAGACGAUCCGUGGAAAUGGACCUUCGUUCACAGAAGAGAGUCGAUUAAAGGACGUUGGAGUUAUGGUGUCAUUCGGGUCUUUUGUGGGAUUGGAGAUUGAACAGUUUGAGAAACAAAGAACACUACUGCUCCCUUCCCGCACUUUCCUGCUGUUUCCUCACCACAAUCGAUCAUCAUAACAGAGGAUAACACCAAAAAAUCUGUCAGUAACACAUGGUAUUAAUUACUUGAAAUAACUUUAACAUUCAUUCGAAAUGUUUUAUUUGUAAUUGUUGCAUUUUGUGUGCUGGACUGAACUGAUGAAAUGCUUAAGUGAAUGAACGUGCAUGAAGUCUGACCUUGUGGUUUGCAGAAGCUAAAUGUCAAACUUUUGAACUUUUUGAAUUCUUAUUGGGCAUUAUCUGUACUUUAAAGCAAACAUACCCAUUCAAUGAAAUGUUACCUUGAAUCAUUCUUCUAUUUCACUCCUCGAUUGAAACCAGGAAGUAUUAACAAGGAGUUUUAUGAUUAAAAAUGUGUAAAUAUUAGUAACUUUAGUAAAAGUAAAAAGCAUUUUCAAUAACAUUGGUUAAAUUGCAAUUUUAUGUUAAAUAAAUGCUGGAGGCACUUGAAGGAAAAA